ACCCCCAAAAUUCCAGAGUUUUGUCCGGGGGAGGGUUUCACGAUGACCGCCAAGCACCGUGUCCCGGGCAGCAGCUUUCCACCUCCGGGCUCUCAAGGAUCAUAUGUUGAGUAGAAUACCAGAGAAGCUUGCGAGUUCAGCUGCUGCAGCUACAAAAUGAUCUUGCCUCUUUAGUUGGCACUUGGCAGCUUGGUGAUCAGUUCAAUUCCAUACCUCGUGUAGAUUUUCCCUUUCCAGAUGUCUCCCACCAUCAUUACCAGAUUUUGUUGAGCCUGGUAGAUAUGAGAUUGCUAGUCUACCUAAUGGUAUCAAAAUUGCCUCAGAAACAUCAGUGCUUCAUGAGGGUUAUACAUUGAUAAUGGUUCAAUUAUGAGUCACCAAACUGUUUUGGGACCACUGUUCUGCUUGAGCGUAGGGCAUUCAAGAGCACAACAAACUGUAGCUAUUUGUGGGUUGUGAUAGAAUUGGAGGAAAUUGGUGGCCAUGUGCAAGCCUCAGCUUCUAGGGAGCCAAUUUGUAACACCUUUAGUGCUCUGAAGACUUGUGUUCCUGAAAUGGUAAAACUACUUAUUAUAUGAGGAAACCUGCCCUCUUGGAUUGGAAGGUCAAUGAACAGAAGGUGAAAGCAGAAAUAGCUGAAGCUUCCAACAAUCCUCAAAGCUUGCUUUCGGAGGCAAUUCACUCUGCUGGCUAAGUGGAUAUUCUGUUGCCUUCGCAAAUCCUCUUCUAGUUCCAGAAUCCACUAUAAGCAGAUUGAAUAGUACAAUUCUUGUGGAAUUUAUAUCAGUGAGUCAAAGAAAGCUUGAUAUUUCAGUAUGCUCUAUAUUCCAAUGCCAGUCAUAUCCCUUUUUUAAAAUGUUUUGCCUAGAUUUAUGUAUCUUUACUGGAUUUUGGGAAAAUUGUGCUGCUCCUCACUUGGUACUUUCAGCAUCUGGAGUUGAGCAUGGGGAACUGAUUUAUCAGUAGAUUGCUUUUGUCAGAUCUUUCUAAAAUCCAUUACCUUGAAGAGCCAAAGUCUGCAUACAUUGGAGGAUGUUAUUGCAUUUGACGUUUUAAACUUCCUGGUGGUUAGGCAGAAGAAGAAGGAAGCUAUGGUUUUGAAUGUCCUCCAGAGCUCAGGUUUUGUACCAAAGACUUUUGAUUUAGCAGCCAAGGAACUUAUUGCAGUUGCAACACUAGGGGAAGUUGACCUGAAACAACUAGGUUGUGCUAAACUGUUGACAAAAAUUGCAAUCUUGAUGAACUUGGAAUCCAGAAUUGUUGCCUCAGAGGAUAUUCGUAGACAAGUUUUGACAUAUGGGAAAGGAAACCUGUGGAACAUUUCUUAAAUGCCGUUCAAGAAGUCAUACUGAAAGAUACUUCUUCUAUAGCCCAAAAGCUUCUAUUAUCCCCCCUCACAAUGGCAUCAUAUGGAAACGUUAUUAAUGUCUCAAGUUACAAUUCAGUUAGCAGCAAGUUGUAAACGAUCAUAUGGAAACGGUAUUUCCAAGUCUAGAAUUUAUAUACUGUUUUGUUGCAACAAAACACAUGCUUUUUACACAAUUGGAAAGCUAUGGUGAUCUUUCUUCGUUUUGUUACUAUUUUGCUGUUAUUAAUGCAAGUUCAAGUAAACGAGAUUGCUUUCUUGUCUCAAACUGGGCAGUUAUCUAAACUGUUUUUUGUACUGUUGUGCGUCUGCAAUUCCUUGGAGCUAUUUCAUUGCAAGAUGUAGUUGUUGUAAAUAAGGAGUCUAGACGUUGGCCUAUUUAAAAUAAAUAGUUUAUCCCAAG
Rubroshorea leprosula is the source of this 1769-nucleotide messenger RNA. Lineage: Eukaryota; Viridiplantae; Streptophyta; Magnoliopsida; Malvales; Dipterocarpaceae. The record is from the annotation of a GenBank genome assembly.